GGCUGACUCUGAGGCAGCCCCAAAGGGCAAAUACACCCUCAUCCUGGUCUUCGUCUGUCCCCCCCCAACUGGACCACCUCGCUCCAGCUUGCAGCCACCAGGUUGUGUUGUCUCGCGGGGGGAAGAAACGGAGUGAAGAAUGCACAGUGUUGGAACCCAAGAGUGACACAUACACAAUUUUCUUUACCACUUUGGGAUUAAACACAGGGAUUAAAUCUUACACAGGAGUGAAGGACCUGCCAUCACUGACUGUUUUCAUGGCAACGUAAACUGCCACAAGGACAGACGACUUUCAGCCAAGCGCAAUGACUGAAGCAGAAGCGAGGUCGUCCACCGCCACCACCACCAUGGUCAUCGACGGUAAGAACGGAGACGCCGGCGUGCUGUCCGUCCGCCUGUCCAAGAAGACGUUCACCGAUGACCUGUACUCCACGUUCAGCUCACCGCUGGCCUGGAUCCUGGUCCUAGCCCUCAUCAUCACAUGGUCAUGUGUCUUUGUCAUCAUGUUCGACCUGACCGACUACAAAACCAUCUCAGGUCACCCCACUCCUGGCGUCAGGAAGGUUUUAAAGGAGUCAGAGCGUAGAGGCGGCCUCAGCAGGAUCGGCUCUGACCCCGUGAAGGCCGUCAACGACGUGGUGGAGACGUCCACCAACGUCGUAAGCGUCAUGUUAAAGUUUGCUGCCAGCCUCAUCGCACCCGAAGACGAUGGAAAUCUCUACGCUGUGAGGAAAAAAGGGGAGUUUCUACCAUCACGAAGUAAAGUCAUUGGCAUGCAAGUGAAGAAGUCACGGCCAGCGGUUGAGGUGGUCCAUGAGGACGAUGAGGAAGAGGAGGCUGCUGAGGAGGAGGAGGAAGAAGAUGCCCAAGAUGAGAUGGAGGAACUGGUAGAAGAUGAGGAGGAGGAGGAGGAGGAGGAGGAGGAAGAGGAACUGGUGGAGGAGGAAGGGUAUGAGGAGGAGGAGGAGGAACUGGUGGAGGAGGAGGAGGAGGAGGAGGAGGAGGAGGAGGAGGAGGAGGAAGACUAUGAGGGGGUGGAAGAGUAUGAGGAGGACUAUGAAGAGGAGGAAGAGGAAGCUACUGAAGAUGGAGUUGCUGUGGAUGAAGAGGAGGAAGCCACAGAAGAGGAAGAUGCUGGCGAUGAGGAAGAGGAGGGAGAAGAAGAGACUGGUGAGGAAGAAGAGGAGGAAGCCACAGAAGAGGAAGAUGCCGGUGAUGAGGAAGAGGAGGAGGAGGGAGAUGAACAGACUGGUGAGGAAGAAGAGGAAGAGGAGGGGAUGAAGGCGGAGGAGGCUUCAGUGGAAGAAGGAGAUGAUGAGGAGGAAGAGGAGGAGGAAAAGGUGGUGAAGGAGGAGGGAGAAGAUGACAGUGAAGAAGAUGAGGCUGGCCCAGAUGAAGAUGGUGAAACCAAAGAGGAAGAAGAGGAGGCGGCGGCCAAAGACAGAGGUGAUGAUGAUGAGGAGGGAGCGGACACUGUUGAUGAAGAUGACAGCGAAGAAGAAGCUGAGCAGGAGGAGGACGCUGAUGAAGAUGUCCCUGCCAAGGGGGAGGAGGAGGAGGAGAAGCAGGAUGAAGAUGAAGUUGUUUCUGCCAAGGAGGAGGACGAUGAGGAGGAUGAAGAUGUCCCUGCCAAAGAGGAGGAGGAGGAGGAAGAGGAGGAUGAAGUAGCCCCUCCCAAAGAGGAGGAGGAGGAGGAAGAGGAGGAUGAAGUUGCCCCUGCCAACGAGGAGGACAAGGAUGAUGAUGAUGUUCCUGCUGAGGAGGAGGAGGAUGAAGAUGAUGCCUUCACUGAGCUCUCACAGCCUGUGCUUCUCUAUGGCGAGGAAGAGGAGGAAGAUGAUGCCGCUGCAGGAGACGACUCCUAUCUUCCUCCUCUGGAUGAUGAUGAUGAUGAUGAAGAGGAGGGGGAGGAGAUUCCUCUCCAAGUUUUGAAGGAGGACAUCAAAGUUGGGGAGGAUGAUGAAGAUGUCCCUUCUGUCACGACUGACGAGGAAGACGAGGAUCUUCAUGCUGACCUCUACGAUCUUGACGACAAAGACGACGAUGUCACUGAGGAGGAGGAGGAUGAUGAUGAUGGAGAGGAAGAGUUGAGCCUUCCUCCCUUUGAGACUAGCGACACCUUGGCUGAGGAUGAGGAUGAUGAAGAGGAGGAAGGUGAAGGAGAGGUCAUGCCAUCACUGGCCGUCGAUGAAGUUCUCCUUGACGAUGACGUGACAUCAGAGUCUCAUCAGGAGGACGACGAUGAUGAAGAUGACGUGCUGUCAGCGCCGUCUGCAGAGUCACUUCCAGUCCAGGAAGUGGCAUCAGAGGCUGAAAGAGAGGAGGAUGAGGGAGAUGAAGCUGAGAUGCUUGGCUUGUAUGAAGCCAUGACGCCCGCCCCUCUGGGGGGUGAAGACGAGGAUGAGGAGGACGAAACCAAGGCGAGCAAAGCGAGGGAUGAAGCACCCGCAGUCUGCCCCUGCAUGACUGCUGCUAAGACCAAAACGUCUGCUGGCAGGACCUCCGACAACAAAGAAGCUUCCAGGAGGGUUUCUGCUGUGAGGAGGAAAGAACAUAAAGCAGUGAGGAGCACAGAAAGAUCUGAUGGCAAACCCAGGAGGACAGCUCUUCCCAGAAUUGCCACUUUGGAGCCAAAAAUGAGACGGAUCAGGAGAAUUCCAGCUCUUCUUAAAGCUAAAAGACAAGAAAAGAGCAAGAAGUCUAAAGCAGAGCAACCGACUGAGAAACAAAAGCCAAAACCAGCAGAGGUUCCAGAACCACAGCAAGAUGUUGGCCCUUGCAGACCAGCACCAGUCUACUGGCCAUCCGCUCCUGGCUGGUAUGUUCAUCAGAUUGUCACAGACAACCCCUACCUGCCUCCGAGUGUCUCAGGGUCGGCUGCUCCGGUUCUGACCGCUCAUCCCGUCCACCCUGCUGCCCCACCCGUGCAGCCGCUUUAUCACCAACAACCAAUGAUGGCGCCGCUUUAUGCCCACUAUCCACCACCCUACCCUCAGCCGGUACCGCCUGUCAUGCAGCAGAUGCCGGAACCAGUACAGCCAGUCCAACAAACUGAGCCCGUGCAACCAGUGCGGCCAAUCCAACCACCAGAACCUCUCCAACCAGUUCAACAAGUUGAACCAGUGCAGCCAAUCCAACCACCAGAACAUGUCCAACCACUUCAACAAGCUGAACCAGUGCAGCAAGUCCAACCAACAGAACCUGUCCAACCAGUCCAACAAGCUGAACCAGUGCAGCCAGUCCAACCAGAAGCUGCAGAACAAGCCCCACCCACUCUGUCUGAAGUCCAGACUCCACCCACUGUGGUUGAGGUGAAAGAACCAGAACCCAAAGUGGAGCCAGAAGCAGAGAAGGUUCAUGAAGACACGACAAAAAAAGCUGCAGCUGCCAAGAAGAAGAAGAAGAUAAAGAGCACCGUUGGCAGUGAAGGUGGUACGCUCACAAAAGACAAAGCAGCAACUCCAAAGAAAGCUCCAAAAGAGAGAAGCAAAAUGUCAAAGAGAGAAUCUAUGAUGACGCGACACAAGAGAAGUUCCGCAUCAGCAAAAACAGACAUCAUAAGGACCAGAGUCAGGUCCUCUGCAGCCAAAAAAGCUCCCGAAGCAGAGCCGCGCUCACCAACAAUCAGACUGAGGACCAGGCUGGAGCCCGAGAAGAGGGCCAACGUGACCUCACAGGUCAAAGAAGACAAACAAGCCAAAUCUUCAACAUCAUCAACAGUAGAACCAGAAAAAGCAGAGAAACAACCUCCAAAAGCCAAAAAGUCAAAGACAGGAGCUGAUCCCACCGAACAGAAGAAAUCAGGUCAAAGAUACUUCCAGUGUAUUUACGUCCCCGGCAAAAACGCACAGUACCCCCUGCGGCCUUUCACCCCAGCCAUGUCCCCCACCGUCAUCAGGUCCAUGAUGGAGCAGCAGAAAGCCGCCCGGACGUCAGGACAGUAACCGGGACCCCCUCCCAUAAGGACACGGGUUGGAGAAAGGACUUGUUUACACUAGAACACAGAACUACUAGUCUCUUUAUUUAUUGUUCAGUCACCACCAGGCUGCCAUUUUGGCCGCCAGUGGUGACAUGUAACAUGUGACACAUACACCGGCACACACAAACAACAAAGAGUUGACUUGAUUUGACUUGACAAUUUCCUGGUCAUGUGACAUCUUUGCACCAAUUGUUGCUAGGCAGAAUUUACAGGGCGUUUAAAAAGCUCAUGCAUAUAUCCACUGUACCAGAGCAACACAGAGCAGAGAAAGGACAAGGAGAGACGGCAGGAACCUACUCCAAAAACAGCACUACCAGGACACACUCGGCGAUUCAUUGAGGCACGGCGAAGGCCGAGGCCCCGCAUUGAUUUGUCAGUCAUUUCUUUCUACCAAUCAUGUCCAGCUGCGGUGUUAGCAUUGGCAUUAUUUUGCCGUAAACACUACAACAUUUCGACCUUUACUUUAACGUGACCAACUGUGAGACGCCGUGACGCUGACCCACAUUGCGAUGAGCGCAUGCUGGUUAUUCAUCACUCUUUACCUCACUUUGGCGUCUAUGCAGCGGCAACACAGCAGCCAUGUUGGCACUUACGCUGCUUUUAGCGUUUGCUAUUCAUCGAUGUCUUACUUGGUGAAAACGCUCAAAGAAAGCCAGACGCUUUAAACCUUUUCAUGACCAUCGUGUUUACUUAGCAUGAGGCGCUACACGUGUUGCUGUGGUGACAUGAGGUCAUAGGUCAACUUUCCAAGUCUUAAGACGUGCACGGACUUGAUGAUGAUAAUGAUGAUGAUGAUGUACGUUGAACACCGGUGCACAUUUACUUUUUGAUUAGACAUAUUUCCUCUUUGACUUGACAGAUUAGCCGUUAGCAUGUUGGCUAAACAGAGUUUGCUAAAUUAAAUGAAAGCAUUUUAAUGUUCUGUUUAUUGUCGGAAUUGUCGCAAGGACACUUUUAAAGUUUUUAAUUGUGUUCCUGCUUGGUUCUGUCAUGUUGCUAUCUAGCAUGCGCUAACCACUCAGCUAGCCACGAGCUAAGCUAGGAUUUAACUAUGUUGCUGCUUGUAUUUUUGGGUCACAAAAUGUUCACUUUUGUGUGAAUUAUAGGGUCAACAAGGUCCACAUGAUUUUAAGUGUGACUCUUCGGCCUGAUGGCUCAUGUUGCUUUCAUUUCUCCUUUAAUAAUAAUAAUGAUAAUAUAAUGAUAAUGAUGAUGGAGCCCUGUAGAGUGUGUGAACCCAGAUGUGAAUAAUUUUAUUUCAUAGAAAGUUUAUAAAAAUGAGUAAUUUAUAAUAAAGUUGUAUGGUGAUUCAUGUUCUUCAAGUAUCACAAACAAUUCAAGUUGUGCUCAAAACAAUGCUAUUCAUAGUUACAAUGCAGUUUAUCUACACACACUUUAUGGCCAAGUAGUAGGAUGCUCAAUAUUGUCAAAGAGCUUCAUAUUUUUUCCCCACAAUCAUCACUUUUUUUGUUAUCAAUCACACAUUAGAUCAUUCUUUAUUCAAUAAAACUGAGUC
Messenger RNA from Doryrhamphus excisus (bluestripe pipefish), 5495 nucleotides. RefSeq lists its product as uncharacterized. Gene Ontology annotation, molecular function: signaling receptor binding. Gene Ontology annotation, cellular component: sarcoplasmic reticulum; membrane. Lineage: Eukaryota; Metazoa; Chordata; Actinopteri; Syngnathiformes; Syngnathidae. The record is from RefSeq and is a predicted model, not a curated record.